CUCCUCUCCCAGGGCGAGCGCUCGGGCUAGAGACCGGCUGACUGCGGGGAUCGGCGCUGCUCUGAGUAGGAUGGCUCAGGCAGGGAGAUUCCCGGCCUGGCUGCUGCUGGUGGCCCUGGGCCUGCUGGGCUGUGGAUGCCGCGCAGAGCGGGACUGCAGCGUGAGCAACAUCAGAGUCCAAGAGAACUUCGACAAGGCUCGCUAUAGUGGCACGUGGUACGCCAUGGCCAAAAAAGACCCUGAGGGACUGUUCCUGCAGGACAACGUGGUAGCCCAGUUCACCAUAGAAGAGAAUGGACAAUUGACUGCCACUGCCAAGGGCAGAGUCCGGCUGUUCAAUAACUGGGAUGUUUGUGCUGACAUGAUUGGCUCCUUCACUGACACUGAGGAUCCUGCCAAGUUCAAGAUGAAGUACUGGGGUGUAGCCUCCUUUCUCCAGAAGGGAAACGAUGAUCACUGGGUAGUCGACACAGAUUAUGACACUUAUGCACUUCAUUACUCCUGCCGCCAACUAAAUGACAAUGGUACCUGUGCUGAUAGUUACUCCUUUGUGUUCUCCCGGGACCCGAAGGGAUUGCCACCUGAGGCACAGAGAAUUGUCAGGCAAAGGCAGGUCGACCUCUGCUUGGACAGAAAAUACAGAGUUAUUGUCCAUAAUGGAUUCUGCCUUUAAGGAGUUUUGAAACUAUGGAAGCAAAUGAUGUAACAUCAGUAUGGAUAUAAAGUUUACAAAUUGACUGUUUUAUUGUAGAUCUUUAAAGCAGCUUCAUUCAAACUUCAAAUAUAUUUAUCUGAAUGCAUCCGAUGAAGUGAGCUUUAGCUCACAAAAGCUUAUGCUCAAAUAAAUUUGUUAGUCUCUAAGGUG
Messenger RNA from Dermochelys coriacea (leatherback sea turtle), 865 nucleotides. RefSeq names its product retinol binding protein 4 (gene RBP4). Gene Ontology annotation, biological process: retinol transport. The coding region runs from base 71 to 673 and encodes 200 amino acids. The record is from RefSeq and is a predicted model, not a curated record. The transcript has 6 exons. Gene Ontology annotation, molecular function: retinol transmembrane transporter activity; retinol binding. NCBI's taxonomy places the organism in Eukaryota, Metazoa, Chordata, Testudines, Dermochelyidae.